This is a messenger RNA of Hymenoscyphus albidus, 333 nucleotides long. NCBI's taxonomy places the organism in Eukaryota, Fungi, Ascomycota, Leotiomycetes, Helotiales, Helotiaceae. The record is from the annotation of a GenBank genome assembly.
AUGUUAUUCCCCAGCAACUUCGCCAUGGCCGCCGUCCUUUCCACCCUCGCCACCGGAAUCCCCGUCUCAGGACCCCAAGAUCUCCAAGAAUUCACAAAGAGAACGCUCCCAGCCGAUCCAUCAUUGAUCUCCGUCACCUUCCCCCGGAUCAAGAAAGCGGCCGAGAAACUCGGGCUCUUCACAAAGCAGCCCAAAGGUCCUGCUCCUCCUGCUCCGGUGAUCGUUGAGCGACCAAACAAAUUGCAUGGUGUGGCAUAGAGGGGAUCUGAACUUGAACGCGAUCCGGAGCCAGUGUUGGGUCUUAACGCUUUGAAGGCUGCUGCUGAGAAUUAG